Messenger RNA from Sinocyclocheilus rhinocerous, 338 nucleotides. It is a transcript of the gene uqcc6, whose product is annotated as ubiquinol-cytochrome c reductase complex assembly factor 6. Gene Ontology annotation, cellular component: mitochondrion. Bases 64 to 267 code for a protein of 67 amino acids. NCBI's taxonomy places the organism in Eukaryota, Metazoa, Chordata, Actinopteri, Cypriniformes, Cyprinidae. Gene Ontology annotation, biological process: mitochondrial respiratory chain complex III assembly. The record is from RefSeq and is a predicted model, not a curated record. The transcript is spliced from 2 exons.
UCUUUCUUUAGGUACAAAUUCUCUUAAUCGGCAGAACAUUUGUCAGCCAGCUGACUUUUAAGGAUGCCAGCAGGUGUAUCGUGGCCAAGAUAUCUAAGGAUGUUUGGAGCCAGUGUGUUGUCAAUGUUUGCUGGAGCACAGGUUGUGCAUCAGUAUUACCGUCCUGAUUUAACCAUUCCAGAGGUCCCACCAAAGCCUGGAGAACUGCGAACAGAACUUGUUGGCUUGAAAGAAAGACAGACAGACUCGGCAUCUCAGAAACAAUGACCUGUUGAUUUGUUUUUCGUAACUAAUGUGUAUAGAUACACAUACAUAUAUAUAUGAAAAAUGUUUUUUUU